UCAGUGUCGUUCAGCCCAACGGGGUGUGUUAUACUGGUUUUUAGCUCGUUCUCUGUUCAACUGCCUUUUCAACCAUGGUUAUCCUGCCUGUACUCUUCCUUCUUGCAGCGUUGUUUAUCCCAAACGGAUAUGGUAUCAAAUGAAACGUUUGUCAAGCAUACAGUACGGGUCCAAACAGUUGUAAGUCCCCAACCCAGGUUACCUGUCAAGCCCCCAAUGACCGAUGCUUUACAUUCCGUACCAUGAUGGAGACGCCGGGUCCAGAUGGAGCAAUGAUGAAAAUGACCAUGGAAACGCGGAACUGUAUAAUAGGAGGCAUGAUGUGUACUGAAGCCGCCCAACAGCAGAUGUGUCAGGAACCUAGAAUAAAAUCAUGCAACAUGAGCUGCUGUGCAGGAGACUUAUGCAACGAUGGUUCUAACCCUCCAGGUAGUGGGGUGACACCUUCUAAACCAGCAUCUAACGUAUCACUGUCGUGUUACGAAUGUAGUCCUGAGGGAAUGGGUCCAAACGGUACGGCUACUCCUUUGAUCAGCUGCAGCGCACCAAAACAAAAAAAAUGCGGUGAGAUUGCUCCAGGUAUGCCAUUUGACCGUUGUAUGACUGUCAAGAUAUCAGUCAAGAACCCAAUGACAGGGGCCCUUAUUGAACAAGAAUCCAGAAACUGUUCAGUGUCUUCGAUGUGUUCUGGCAACAUGCUCUGUAACAGCAUGAACAGCACAGGAGCUAUCACUAAAUGUAAUGUUCAGUGCUGUGAAGGUAGUCUAUGUAACACGGGCGUGCCUCAGACAACUACUGUCCCUUACGGCGGGAAUCAGACAACUACUGGCCCUUCUCCAUCCGGUCCUAAAGGGGGUCAGACACCUUUAGCUGUUUCUGGCAUAUUAACCUUCAUUAACAUCUUUAUGGCUUUGAUUUUCAAGUAGAUCUGCCGUCAUUGACUGUAUCGUAUCUAAGCUUCUAUUAAUUAAUGUAGUUAGAAUCAAACGUAGGGGAAUUAGGGUCCAACUAUAGAUGAAACACCUUUGUGACUUAGGGUUCUACUAUAGGUGAAACACCUUUAUGACUUAGGGUCCUACUAUAGGUGAAACAUCUUUGUGACUUAGGGUCCUACUAUAGGUGAAACAUCUUUGUGACUUAGGGUCCUACUAUAGGUGAAACAUCCUUGUGACUUAGGGUCCUAUUGUAGGUGAAACACCUUUGUGACUUAGGGUCCUAUUAUAGAUGAAACACCUUGGUGACUUAGGGUCCUAU
Molecule: messenger RNA, 1254 nt
Organism: Actinia tenebrosa (Australian red waratah sea anemone)
Lineage: Eukaryota; Metazoa; Cnidaria; Anthozoa; Actiniaria; Actiniidae
Source: RefSeq, a predicted model, not a curated record